Messenger RNA from Pectinophora gossypiella (pink bollworm), 2592 nucleotides. It is a transcript of the gene kdn, whose product is annotated as probable citrate synthase 2, mitochondrial. The transcript has 9 exons. Gene Ontology annotation, biological process: citrate metabolic process; tricarboxylic acid cycle; carbohydrate metabolic process. The coding region runs from base 103 to 1500 and encodes 465 amino acids. Lineage: Eukaryota; Metazoa; Arthropoda; Insecta; Lepidoptera; Gelechiidae. The record is from RefSeq and is a predicted model, not a curated record. Gene Ontology annotation, cellular component: mitochondrial matrix.
ACUACUCUAGUAGGUAAUUCGUUUUUCGAUUGUGAGACGUGAGUGCGAUCGAUAGAUCGUCGUGAGCAGUUGUGUGGUAGUUAGCGUUCGGUGGGCUUAGAUAUGGCUCUUUUCAGGAUUACCACCACCAGAUUAGCUGAGGUGCAGAAAAUAUGCCCGACAAGCACUAUUGUGCUGAGAGGGCUCAGCGCCGAAAAUACAAAUUUAAAAGCUGUGCUGCAGGAGAAAAUUCCUCAAGAGCAAGAGAAAAUCAAAAAUUUCCGUAAGAAAUAUGGCGGCACCAAAGUGGGAGAAGUCACCGUUGAUAUGAUGUACGGUGGUAUGCGAGGCAUUAAGGGUUUGGUAUGGGAGACGUCUGUAUUGGACGCCGAUGAGGGCAUCCGAUUCCGCGGGAUGUCCAUCCCCGAGUGCCAGCAGAAGCUGCCCGCGGCCAAGUCCGGCGGCGAGCCCCUCCCCGAGGGUCUGUUCUGGCUACUCGUCACCGGAGACGUUCCCACAGACGCCCAGGUCAAAGCCAUUUCCAAAGAAUGGGCGAAAAGGGCAGAGUUACCGUCUCACGUAGUAGCGCUGUUGAACAACAUGCCCAACAAGGUGCACCCAAUGUCUCAAUUCUCGGCCGCCGUCACCGCCCUCAACAGCGAAUCUGUCUUCGCGCAAGCUUACUCCGACGGUGUACACAAAUCCAAAUACUGGGAGUACGUUUACGAAGACACGAUGAACCUGAUCGCUAAACUGCCAGUGAUUGCUGCGACGAUCUACCGCAACACGUACCGUGAUGGCAAGGGCAUCGGCGCCAUCGACGAGAACAAGGAUUGGUCGGCCAACUACUGCACCAUGCUCGGGUUCGACGACCCUGAGUUCACGGAGCUGAUGCGUCUCUACCUUACCAUUCACAGUGACCACGAGGGCGGCAACGUGUCUGCACACACUACUCACCUGGUCGGCUCAGCACUUAGCGACCCCUACCUCUCUUUCGCCGCCGGACUCAACGGCCUCGCCGGACCCCUUCACGGACUCGCAAACCAAGAAGUCUUGAUCUGGUUGCAAAAGCUCCGCAAGCAAGUUGGUGACGAUUUCACUGAGGAGCAGCUGAAGGAGUUCAUCUGGAAGACCCUUAAAUCUGGACAAGUGGUGCCCGGUUACGGACACGCUGUGCUCAGGAAAACUGACCCGAGAUACACAUGCCAGCGCGAAUUCGCCUUGAAGCACUUACCCAACGACCCGCUGUUCAAACUAGUCGCGGCAGUGUACAAGGUGGUGCCUCCGAUCCUUACCGAGCUCGGCAAGGUCAAGAACCCCUGGCCCAAUGUGGACUCUCACUCCGGUGUGCUCUUACAGUAUUAUGGUCUGAAGGAGAUGAACUACUACACGGUGAUGUUCGGCGUGUCCCGAGCACUGGGCGUGCUGGCUCAGCUGAUCUGGUCACGCGCGCUCGGCCUGCCCAUCGAGCGGCCCAAGUCAUUCAGUAGUGAGAUGCUCAUCAAGAUGUACAGCAAGUAACGCCGUACAUUACCUACUGUCACACGCGCGGCCCCACCACAGAUUGUCACAUACGGAACAUCGUAGUAUUUUUUUUUUUGAAAUUGUAUACAAAUCAAAUGUCUUUUCAUCUAUUUAUUUUUCAAUCAUAGAAAGGCUUAAAGAAUGCAUUUGCCAAUUGAGUUAUUUAAUAAUUAUAUUGUUCAUUAUAUUUAUUUUUAUGAAACAUGUAAUUAUGUACUUAUGUGUAUUUUGUUUUGAUAUUAUUAUUGCAAUUUUCUCUACAUAUUUGUAGAGUUUUGUUAUAUAGUAUUUUAAAGGAAUACUUUUCGAUGGACAAUUGAUUUACGUGGUGGUGCAACACAACACCAAUCAUCAUUUAGAUUCAUAAUAACAGUAAAAAAUAUAAAAUGUUGGGUUUUACUUAGUAGGUCAAUGUAAGGAUAUCCACAAAAUACAGUAUGCUGUGCAUACUGUUCUAAGAGUGUUUACAUGAUCAUCUAAACAUUUGCAUAGAAAUAUUUUUCGAGCUCACUCAGUAUUUUGGUUGAUUGUACUUAGUGCUGCAAUAGUAAUCAAAUUGUGGUCAUAUUUAGUCUCAAUUGUAGUAAUGUAGAAGUGAGUGGUCUCGUAGGUACUUAGAGAAGUGUGAUCAGAUUUUUGAAACAAUAUUUUCAUACUUCGCUAUACUUUCCUCAGCAGCAUGUUAUCUUCUGUAAUUUAUUAUUCUUCUAUAUUGAAGGGCUUUUAGCUGUAUGUACUAUAAUUUAUUUCGAGUUACCAAAGUAUUUACAUAAUUUAUAAUUAAUCGAGAACUGAUGUGGAUUAUUCGAAAAAGAUACUGCAGGGAUAUAUAGCUAGUUCUAAAUAGGGGCAGUAAUCGAAACCCUUCGAAGACGUUGGUAGCAGCUCGGCUAGCACCUUGGCAAAAUAGUUAUUAUUAGCGAAAUGUUCAUCAAUAUUUAUUCUAAAUCACCUAGCUGUCGACGGUAUGCAUGUACUUGCUGAACAGUAUGAACGUUAUCAGCAGUAGAGACGGUGCGACCACGCGUUGCUCCGUCACGACGCGAAUCAAUAAUUUGACAAUACUAAAAAUAAAGUGGUAUGGUAGUA